Panonychus citri (citrus red mite) is the source of this 5559-nucleotide messenger RNA. RefSeq names its product polyamine-transporting ATPase 13A3-like. The record is from RefSeq and is a predicted model, not a curated record. Gene Ontology annotation, molecular function: P-type transmembrane transporter activity; ATP hydrolysis activity; polyamine transmembrane transporter activity. Bases 1542 to 5246 code for a protein of 1234 amino acids. The transcript has 10 exons. Lineage: Eukaryota; Metazoa; Arthropoda; Arachnida; Trombidiformes; Tetranychidae. Gene Ontology annotation, cellular component: membrane. Gene Ontology annotation, biological process: intracellular calcium ion homeostasis; polyamine transmembrane transport.
UUCUAUUUUCUUUUACACUUGUUAACCACUCGGUUAUUUCAAUAGUUUUGUCUGGUUUAUCAUUAUAAUCACAACCAGAACAACAAUUAAACCUUAAUUGUUGUUAACCAGUUAACAUCAUUGAUUGUCAACCUUUCGUUACAGUAACAACAACAACAACAACAACAGUCAUCAUGAUAAGCAACAGUUUCAUUGUGACUGUGUGAUUUUGUCAACAUCAAGAUAAUUUUUUGUUUCACCUAAAACAAUUAAAACAUUACGAUUAUGAAACAGUUUUCCAACUAAUUGUAAUCCAUCAUGUGAAGCAAUUAAAUUGUAUAAGACCAUUUAUCAUCGAGUGUUAAUCAAAAACCCAAGACAAGGUUAAAACUACCUGUUGGACAGCAAUUAUUAUAAUUGUUUCUAAUCACAAUUACAAUCAGUUAGAUUUUGAUUGACUCAAUCGUAUGUGAUAAGCAUCUUGGAUUAAUCACCACCACAGUCUAGAUUUACUUGUGUGUGACACUUUCCGAUGCUAGAUUGUUAUUAUGAAAAUGUCCUAAUCCUCAUGAUAAUCAUGGUGGAAAUUGUGGUUGGAUGAAAAAUCCUUGAGAGAGACAGCAAAAAAAAAACUAACCACAAAUUCACAAUGAUGAUAAUAAUCAUUGAAAAGACUCAACAGAUCUCAUUGGGAGAGGCAAAGUAACUAGUUUUUUUUUUACUUUCUCAGUCUUACAGUUAAGACGAUGAGGAUGAUAAAGAUGAUGAAUAUGAAGAUGAAAAUGUUGAUGGAAAAGGAGGAAAACCAUGGUAAUCAAGAUUAAUCAGUUUUGAUUGCAUUGGAUUGUAAAGGGAAACAAAAAUAGAGAGUAAGAGACUCAAUUAGAGAUCAACAAGUUGUCUUGGUGAUUAUUAUUACUAUUAUGUGAUUAAAUUGAUUCUCAUCAUUAUGAUUAACAAUUUGAAUUGAUUUUCCUUUUAAUAUCAUCAACAAGUUGCAACAAUUAAAGAGAUUUUCUGUCUUCUCUAUUAGUUCGGUGACAAUCAGCCAACUAAUUAAAGGGCAAAGUUGUCCAAUUCUGUUGUGAUUAUCGUUUACACUGAGGAUAUAAAUGUUUUUCGUGUCCUGUUUCUGUUCACAAUCAAUUAAUUGUGUCUUAAUCAACAACCUAGUGAUUAGUUGACAAUCUAAUAAAACCAAUAUGUUAUCAGGAAAAUAUAUUGGUCAUCAAGCUAAUUCAGAACUUUAUAUAUUGGAAACUAUUAUUUUCUGUUGGUCAUUUUCAUCAUCAUCUCAUUUGUAAAUCACCUUCCAUCAUCAUCAUCUCAUUAAAUUUUGAUUAUUGUCACAAAUUUAAUCAUACAAGUUGAUGAUCAAUUUUUGAUUCAAUCUCUCAAAUUCAAAAUUUGUGCCUUCUUUUGAUACUAUUAUUAUUAUUUGUUCAAGUGCUCAACAAUUAACCAACAAUUAAGGAUUUCAGUUGAAUUACCUUUUUGUUUGUGCUCAUCUAGCAUUUCAUCAUCAUCGUCAUAAUAAUAAUAAUAAUAAUAAAUUCUGUGUGAUGAACUUUUCACCAUCAUCAUCACCAUCAGCUGAUUUACCGGAAGAAAUUCAAUCUCAUCGUGAACCUUUACCACCAACAAGUGAACUGACCACAGUUAAAAUGUCUCGUAAGAAAAAGUCUCCCUCACCAUAUGAUCGGAUAAACAUUGACGAUGAUGAUGAAAUGAUCAUCGAAGGUUAUAUGUGGUCAUUAACGAGAUCAUUUUUUUUCUGGUGUACGACUUUACUUUCGUCCGGUUUUUUGGUCAUGUUAACAACUUGGGAACCAAGUUAUCAAAUUAAACUGACCCAUACUCGAAGUUCACUUGAUCAAGCAGAUAAAGUUAUUCUAAGGGAUUCUUAUGGUGAAGAGUAUGUUGAAACAGUGGUCAAGCCAGAUUAUUCUCGUAAGGAGAGAGCCCAGUUUUCAUAUUUUUACCAUAAGAAGAUUAAAUAUCUAUGGAGACCUGAAUUAAGUCAAUUUACUAAAUUAACUGGACUUGAGAAGGAAAAAUGUGGAUCAAUCUAUUCAAUGAGUGAAGGAUUGACCAAUUCAGAUGCAAAAAUCAGGCAAUCACUUUAUGGGAUUAAUUCAAUUAUCAUUCAAGUUGAGCCAAUUACAAAGUUAAUCUUAAAUCAGAUAAGCAAUCCAUUUUAUGUAUACCAGAUAUUCAUUAUUCUUGUCUGGAUGAUUCAACUUUACUAUCAAUUUGCUGGAUGCGUUUUAUUGUUUUCAAUUAUUUCAAUCGCUCUUCAUGUUCAUGAGACAAGAAAGCAAAGUAUGGCUCUUCGAGAAAAAGUUCAUUCGGAAUCGGAGAUUGUUGUACUUCGUGAGGGUGUCAUGGCUUCCAAAUCAUCAACCCAAUUGGUCCCUGGUGAUAUAAUUAUAUUGGCACCUAAUUGUUCAUUCAUCAUUGAAUGUGAUGCUGUACUUUUAUCGGGCUCAUGUACUGUCGAUGAGAGUAUGUUAACAGGUGAAUCAGAGCCGAUCAGUAAAGUGGCCUUAACCGAUGAUCCAAAUACAAUGUAUACACCAAACUCCCACAAGAAAAAUACUCUAUUCUGUGGAACUGAGAUAAUUCAUGUUCAAUCAUCUUCAGAUAAAAUUCAUGUUAAAGCUUUGGUGGUUCGAAUAGGUUAUUCAACAACCAAAGGUGAAUUGGUACGAAAUAUAUUAUUCCCGAAACCAGUUAAUUUCCAAUUAAAACAAGAUCUAAUUAAAUGUAUGAUACUUUUUUUCAUCUUGGGUAUUCCUUCAAUGGCUUAUACUGCAUAUAUAUUUGUCUCAUUUGGGGCUUCACUUUAUGAUACAAUUAUCAUUGUGGUCGAUAUUGCAACUUUCCUGGUUCCACCGUUGUUACCCGCCGUGAUGACCUCGAUAAACGCUUAUGCUCAAAAACGCCUUCGCAAGGCGGAAAUUUUUUGCCUUGACACCAAUUUUAUCAAUGCCGGUGGUUCCAUUGAUAUGGUUUGUUUUGAUAAAACGGGUACUCUUACCGAGGAUAGUAUUGACAUUGCCGGUGUUAUACCUUCGGUCAAUGGUUUAUUUGCUCGGCCUGAGCGUAAAUUAACUACUCUUGACCGUCAUGGUAAUUUGGUCGCUAUUCUUACUAAUUGUCAUUCGUUAAUCCAUCGAAAUAAACGGCUCGAUGGUGAUCGACAAGAGAUUCGUAUGUUUGAAUCGGUUGAAGGUGAAUUUCUUGAUGAUACUUUUGUCAAUGAAAACGGUGCUUUUGAACGUUUACCUGAUCGAAUUAUUGGCUUUAAAAAUGGUCCAAACGAUUUAAUCUUUGGUCUUAUUCGUUUAUUUCCAUUUGAUUCUACCUUACAAAGAAUGGCGGUCGUUGUAAAACGAGCUCAUUCCAAUUCUUAUUUGGUUCUCAUGAAAGGAGCACCAGAAGCGAUUCGAACCUUUUGUAUUGAGUCAAGUAUUCCAAAUGAUUUUGAUUCAAUGUUGGCCAGUUACACACGCGAUGGAAUGAGAGUCAUGGCCGCUGCUUCACGAAUAAUUGACGACAAUUUAGUCGAUCUACAGGGAUUGGUUAAAAUGCCUCGAGAAGAAAUCGAACAUUCAAUGAUAUUUGAUGGACUAAUCGUCUUUCAAAAUCAAUUGAAGCCCGAAACAGAGCCAACUUUAACCGCUCUUAAAGAGGUUGGCAUCAGAACAAUAAUGGCCACAGGUGAUAAUAUAUUAACAGCACUUUCAGUAGCUCGUGAUUGUGGUAUGAUCAAUGAAGCUGAUUCUGUGGUUCAAGUUGAAGCUCGACUCAUUAAUAAUGGUACACUUGAGACACUUUAUCGAUAUGUUAAACUACCUGGAAUUUCAGAGAAAUUGAACAUUGAUGAGUCACAGAUGAAAUACGGUGAUGAUAUAAUAACACCAAUGAUCAAGAAACGUGAAUGGCAUGUGUCCAUUGAGGGUCGAUCAUUUGAACUUAUUCGCUCUUAUGAUCGUUCCCUUUUAGCGAAAAUUGUUCAUAGAGGGACAAUUUUCGCUCGAAUGUUACCCGAUCAUAAGUUACACCUUAUCGAUGAGAUUCAGCGACAAGGUCAUCAGGUAGCCAUGUGUGGAGAUGGUGCCAAUGAUUGUGGUGCCUUACGAUUAGCCAAUUGUGGUAUCUCUCUAUCGAUGGCUGAAAGUUCAGUUGCAUCACCGUUUACUUAUACCAAGAAAAACAUUGAAUGUGUUCCCAUACUCAUAAGCGAGGGACGUGCCACCCUUGCAGCGACUUUAGGUGCCUUCAAGUAUCAAGCAUCAUAUUGUUUUGUCCUUCUCUCAGCAGUGCUCAUCCUUUUCUGGGAAGGUGCUAAACUAUCCGAUGGUGGAUUUGUCUUUAUUGAUAUUAUACUCAACAUGUUUCCACCUCUAGUUUUUGGUACUACCAAAGCUUAUCCUCGAUUAACCCGACGUCGACCUUUACCUUCCCUAUUUGACUUUAGUCCACUUUUUUCAAUCUUCUCAUUUGUGACCAUUCAAAUUAUUAUUUAUUUAAUUGCUAGGGAAUAUCUUCUAAUACAAGAUUGGUACCAGCCAUUUGUUUUCAAUGCAACCGAAAUCCAUAGACCAGAAUCAUCUCAUAUGACAUUGACAAUCCUUUCAGUCAACACAAUGUCUUAUGUAAUUGCAGCGAUCAUCUUUGCCUCUGGUCCACCAUUUAGAAUGAGCUUUCUAACAAAUAAAAUUUACACAUUCGUUGUAUUAUUAAACUUUGCCUUGGUUAUAAUCGUUACCGUUUAUCCAGCUCCUGGUUUCCUAUUGGAUUAUGUUGGUUUUAAAGAUGUACCCGAUAUUGAAUAUAAAUUAACUCUUCUCUCAUUGGGAUUAGCUAAUCUUGGUAUAUCUUAUACUUGGGAAGCCAUUUUCUUACAAAGUGAUUAUUCAACUGGAUUAAACUUUUGUUCAAAGUUAAUCCAAUGGAAACGUAAGAAACCAUUGUAUCAACAAAUUGAGACUGAAUUAUCAUUACAAGAUGAUUGGCCUCCAGUGAUUAAGGCAACUAAUCAAACGUACAACAAUUUUAAUCACAAUCAACUUGAUGAUGAUGAUGAUAAUCAACAUCGUUACUAUGCUGAUCAACAUAAUCAAUCAACUAACAUUGACAACAAUUGGAUUCACCAUUGUAAUACUUUACCUGUUGAUCAUCGGAUUAGCUUAGAGCCCAAAAGGACACUGGUCACUUUUACCAAUCAAGAAUAUAAUGUUGAUAAUAAAACAUUUGAUUAAUUUAGUAUCAUUCACUAAUCGUGCAAUUAAAUUAAAUUGAUUAACUCUUGUUAAUAUUGUUAAUUACCGUAAUUACCGUAUACGAAAAAACAAAACAAAAAGAGAUGAAAAAGUUUUACAAACUAAUUUGCUAAUCCGAUUUUUGAUCAACCCGAUUAACUAAUUGUGAUAUAAUCAUUAUUUUUUAUAUAUAAUAAUAUUAAUACCACGAAACAAUUACUAUGCUAUUUGCUCAUCAUUGUUAAUCAUCACUUGAUUUAAAUUAUAAUUAACAAAAUAAACUCUUAUAUUACCAUUGAUUAUGAGAUUUAAA